This is a messenger RNA of Rubroshorea leprosula, 1786 nucleotides long. Lineage: Eukaryota; Viridiplantae; Streptophyta; Magnoliopsida; Malvales; Dipterocarpaceae. The record is from the annotation of a GenBank genome assembly.
AAAAAAAAAAAAAAAACUAAGAAGGAUUAAUAUUUACAGUAAGAAAUUCUUUUUUUUUUUAAAAAAAAAACAAAUAUUACUAUUCUAUUCCUCAUUUUUUUUGUAACAUUUACUCCCUUGGUCCCUCUGUCCAUCUCUUAUUUAUCCAUUCCUGAGUUCGCCGACAACCGCCAAAUCCUACCGGUUCAAAGCUCUGCAAUCGCCGGAAUUGACUCUGUUAUCCUCUCAGUUUAAUGACACAGUUUAAGAAAGUUUCCUGAGAACUGUAGCCAAUAUCAAUGUUCACAGAGUCAGAAAGUUUUCUGCACAUGCUAGCAUUGUGGACAACUUCCUAAUCUGAGGCACAGGUAUACCAGUUACAUUGCACAAAUACUUUUCUCUCAAUUGUUUCUGAAAACAUGCUGGAUACUUUCUCAGAUGAUGAAGUCUUAUAUCUGGCUUCAAACUGCUGAUGGUUCCAUCCAACAAGUGGAACAGGAGGUUGCGAUGUUUUGUCCACUAAUAUGUCAUGAAGUAAUGCAAAAAAGCAUGGGAUCAUCCAAGAAACAUGCCAUAUCUCUUCCUCAGCGGGUCAAUCCUGCGAUGUUGAGCCUAAUUCUUGAAUAUUGUCAGUUUCAUCAAGUGCUGGGUCAUUCUAACAAGGAAUGCAAGUCAUUUGACGAAAAGUUUAUUCGAAUGGACACAAAGAGGCUCUGUGAGUUGACAUCUGCCGCUGACAGCCUUCAGUUGAAGCCUUUAGUUGAUCUAACUAGUUGUGCUCUUGCACGAAUUAUUGAAGGGAAAACCCCUGAGGAGAUACGUGAGAUUUUUCAUUUGCCUGAUGAUCUUACUGAGGAAGAGAAGUUAGAGCCUUUAAAAAACACAACUGAUGACCCACGAAUUCGACUUCUGAACCGAUUAUAUGCAAAGAAGAGGAAGGAACUAAAGGAGAGGGAAAAACAAAAGGUGAUGGAGGUAUGCUUAAGUUUGGCUCUAGUCUAGCUUGUCUUAAUAGGGAUUUUUUUAAAAUUUUUAUAAUCAUAUCUUGGUAUUAUGAAUACGAUUUGAUGAACUCUUUAGCAGCAAAUCUUAAAGAAUAAUAAUAUAAUAGUAAAAAUGGUUUUGUUUUCCAUUUGGUGACCAAAGUGGACAAAAUUUAGAUAUUCUAAAUACUAAUUAGGCUGUCCAAUUAGUUCUGGCACAUAAGUUUCAUAUCCUGGAAGGCUGGAACUGCUAUAGAAAAAAAAAUCUUGUACUCUUUGAUGCAUAAUUAAUAUUGUUGGUGGGUGCAUUCAACUAAACUUUCCCUCUUAGUUUUUUUCCCCCCUACUUUACUUCCUUUUGAAGGACUCAUUGGAGGUAAGGAAAUUAUGUUUCACAGAUUCUAAAGGAAUUAAAACUUCAAAGAGUAAGAAGAAAAACAGAAGAAGAAAAGAGCUGCAAAAGAACAGCUCUUCAAAUGAGGACUCUAAAAAUAAUAAGGAGUCAGAUGGUCUCAGUUCUGUAUGCCGUAAUGCUGAGUCUGGUAAGAAACUUUGGCCCAGUAUAGGUGACACUUCAAAUUUACAAGAUGUUGAAGAUGACAUUUUUACAAAUAAGAAUGAGUUUGAUGAUGGUGACGUUGAUGAUGAGAUUGAUCCAGCAUUAAAGGAAGAAAUAGAUAGGGAGGUUGAAGACUUUGCCCGUAGAUUGAAUUCAGACUGGCCUGAGAGGAUGCAGGAGAUUCUUUCGUUGGGUCAGGAAAGGAAUCCAGCAAACUGUACCAUUAAUGGCGAUGGUUCCGUAAAAAGAUAUGAAGGUAUGUAUG